This is a messenger RNA of Bombus pascuorum, 914 nucleotides long. RefSeq lists its product as uncharacterized. The record is from RefSeq and is a predicted model, not a curated record. Bases 305 to 811 code for a protein of 168 amino acids. Lineage: Eukaryota; Metazoa; Arthropoda; Insecta; Hymenoptera; Apidae. The transcript has 4 exons.
AUAAUACACGUUGAUAACGGCGUGCUAUACUUUUGCAUAUUGAUUGAUAUAAAGCAGUAAUAUUUAAAAUUCUUAGGGAACGGUACGUGUGUUUCAUUCGCGGUUUCAUAAACAUGUCCGUAGCUUAUAGCUUCCGCAAGUACAGAAUUGUUUACUGCCUCUUAUUGAAGCACGUGCGAAGGUUGCGAAAAUUUAAAGUAAAAUGCAAAAAUUUGUUCGUUAUGAAGAACACAACUUAGAAAUCGCGUAACGUAAUACGUAUAUCCGUUAAUCUGAUCAUAAACCGGAAGAGGAAUUGUUUUUAAUGAACAUAUGUAUAUUAAGAACUUUGAAAAGCUGUUAUAGUCUGGAUUGCAAUGGCGCUAAAAUAGUGACUUACGGUGAACCUUGCGUUAAGGCUUGCCGACUCCCUUUUCAGAUCCAGGGACCUAAAUCGUGUUCCAAAGAGGAAAAAGCACCUGUGUCGUUGAAUUUUAAAGUAGUUACCGAUAUGUAUACUCAGCCUCGUCAUAUCGAAUAUCCAAUUUCAGUCGACAUGCCGACUACUACUUCAUCACCAUCAGAAAAACUUAGCAUGGAAGAUACUUUACGUGGAGAAGUUUAUGCGUACAAUACUUACGUUCCCCCCGCUGGUAAUCCUUCGUUACCUUCAAAGAAUUAUAACUUUCAAGUUGAAAAUCCAAUUACAACAGACGACGUUACGUCUGAUGAUGAGUGCGAAACCACAGUUAAACGACUGAAAGGACUUCAAUCCCGAAUUGACCGAAUACUCGUUCCUGCAUGUGAAGUUUCAUCGUUAUCAUGUUCAUAAAUUUUGAUAACAUGAAAUUAACAUAAAACGGAUAAAGUAAUGCAAUAAAAUACAAUAACAACACUAAGGUACAAAAGCGUUAAAAUAAAUUUGAUAUGAUAAA